AUGGGGAAGAAAAGAUACGUCUACCUCCAGCUGUCGAUGAACAGCAUCGUGCUGGGAAAGGUAUACAUCCAGCUGUUUAACGACGAGGAGGUGAAGAACUCAGUUGAUAAUUUCCUCUCCCUGUGCAGAGGUAACAAGUACCACAGCAUGUAUUCAGGGGAACCCCUAUCAUAUAAGCACUGUAUUAUCGAGAAGGUGAAAAAAAAUAAGUGUAUAAAAAGCGGUUACCUACGAUGCAAAGUUACGCAUGAUACUAAUGGGAAGGUCAUCCCUCCCUCGACUUGGACAAACACUCAUGAAAAGUACGAACAAGUAGAAUGCAUUUUUGGUCCCAAUUUCAAGAAGGAGAGUUCCCAAAGGAGACAUACAAAUGCAGGGUUGCUCACCAUGGUCCAGGUGGGACCCAAACGUUGUUCCUCUAUCUUUAAAAUAACUCUCAAUUCUGUGAAUAAAUACAAUGGCAAAAACACAGUCAUCGGAAGAGUCGUCAAAAAUAUGCAUAUCUUGAGGGCUAUCGAGUUGAUUCCCGUGACAAAAAACUUUGAGCCGAAGAUCUGCAUUUACAUUUCAGAAUGCAGUGAGGUCAGUGAGGCUCUGUUCAAAAGAGAGCGCGUCUCCUCCAGGCAGCAGUAUAUUGAUAGUCUCUUUGCAACUCACGGCAUCGCCGAUGCGCGCAAGACUGGAGAAGCUAUCGAUGCUAGCAGUGAUGAUAGUGACGGUAGUGACGCCUUUGGCGAUAGCGAUGGCAAUGAUCGCAGUAAGGCGGACGAAUAUGCAUGCUACCACUAUGAGAAGAACGCCAGUGUUACCAACGCCUGUGGGAAGCGGCCCACGCGGGGGGAUGGGCCCCGAGACACAGCAAAGGGGGACCCACCCAAAGGGGGCGAUCCACCCAAAGGGGGCGAACCACCCAAAGGGGGCGAACCACCCAAAGAGGGCGAUCCACUCAAAGGGGACGAUCCACUCAAAGGGGACUAUCCACCCUAUGGGGAUGACCCCCCCAGCAGUAGCGACGAUAAAGAAGACGUCCCGGCCAUCUAUACAACCAGCGCUGCUCAAGCAAAAAGCGUCUCCAAAAAGAAAAACAAUAAGGAUCUAAUCGAAGUUGACAGGGAUAUGCGAUUUUUUAAAAAAAUGAAGUUCAAUUUUUCCAUAAAUAGGAAUAUCUAUGAUGAGAAAAAAAAAAAAUGGGGAAGA
Plasmodium cynomolgi strain B is the source of this 1197-nucleotide messenger RNA. Its product is annotated as cyclophilin. The record is from RefSeq and is a predicted model, not a curated record. Gene Ontology annotation, biological process: protein peptidyl-prolyl isomerization. Gene Ontology annotation, molecular function: peptidyl-prolyl cis-trans isomerase activity. The annotation marks the transcript as partial. The transcript has 2 exons. Lineage: Eukaryota; Apicomplexa; Aconoidasida; Haemosporida; Plasmodiidae.